AACCAUUAGUGAAAAAUAUUGUAAAAAUGGUUGUUGAGGAGGUUGUACAAGACCUGAGAACAGUCCAAGAAAAACAGCAAAAGCAUAGAUCAUAUCUUUGUCAUUCUGGCCUUAAAAAAGCAAUAUUUGUGCUUCUAGAAGAAUCCGUGAUUGAUGAAAAGGUGAUUGAAGAAUAUGAUAACAAAAGAAAAAAGAAUAGAAUCAUUAGUAAGAUGAAUGAAAAAAAAAUCAAUAGAAAUAAACCUGAUAAAGAAUACAUACCUGAUAUUCAAAUAGUAGAUAAUGAAGAUCUAGAAG
This is a messenger RNA of Racocetra persica, 297 nucleotides long. NCBI's taxonomy places the organism in Eukaryota, Fungi, Glomeromycota, Glomeromycetes, Diversisporales, Gigasporaceae. The record is from the annotation of a GenBank genome assembly.